Coturnix japonica (Japanese quail) is the source of this 5442-nucleotide messenger RNA. NCBI's taxonomy places the organism in Eukaryota, Metazoa, Chordata, Aves, Galliformes, Phasianidae. The record is from RefSeq and is a predicted model, not a curated record.
AAUAAUAAUAUUUUUCUGUUUAUUACAUUAGCAACUACUCCGUGAGAUGCAACAGAUGGCAAGUCGCCCCUUCGCCUCCAUCAACGUUGCCUUAGAAACAGAUGAAGAGCCGCCAGAUCUCAUUGGGGGAAGCAUAAAGACCGUGCCGAAGCCAAUAGCGCUGGAGCCGUGCUUUGGUAACAAAGCAGCCGUUCUCUCUGUAUUUGUGAGGUUGCCUCGAGGAGUUGGAGGGAUCCCACCACCAGGACAGUCAGGUCUUGCUGUGGCCAGCGCACUGGUGGACAUUUCACAACAGAUGCCAAUUGCCUACAAAGAGAAAUCGGGUGCAGUCCGAAAUCGGAAACAGCAGCCCCCUGCACAGCCAGGAACCUGUAUUUGAUGCAUGGACAUCAGAAACUCUAUAGGGUUUUAAUCAAAAUGGAAAAGUACCACCGAGGAGGAGGAGGAGGAGGAGGAAGAUGAUUCUCAAGUUGUGUGUCACAAGAGACUAGAAGCACUCGGAAAAACACAGCUUCCUUGAACCCAACCUUUUCUCUCAUCUACGUGAUAGCUGGCUUUAUUUGGCAACUGCUCCACUUAAGUUUUACUGACACGUGGCUUCAGAUCGCGCCUUUGUUUUCUUCAGGUUUAAAGUAAAGUUAUUUCCUUGCAGGUCCAGAGACAUCCGAUCACCACCAUUCACGGUCAGUGUAAAUAGAACGGUAGUCCUAUGAACGACACUCAGGUUUAUACAUGGGAAAGUGCUUUGUAGUUCAUCUAUUUAUCAAACUGUACAAAAAAGAAAGAACAACGAAAAAAAGAUGCAGUGUUUACAGGUGUCAGCCCUCAACACUUAAACACUACUAUUAAUCUUCAAGGCAUCUUCAUCCUUUUAUUUUAUUAUUUUAUUCCCACGUUAUUUAAGUGGAACUCUCUUCCAGAUACAGUUUUUGUCACCGUGGUCCACAGCAUCAGGAAGGGGAAAGCUAGAGUGGCUCAGAGGGUGAGUUUGUAUGUUGCUCAGGCUGCUUGUUACACCUGGAGAAGUGGAACGUCGCUGCUGAAGGACUCAGUGUUUACAUAGUCUUAACCUGCUUGGAGUACACCACACACAAGUGCCUAGACUUGAACAGAUCUAGGGAGCGAGGAGACUACUACACGGUUCUUUUUAACAUCAUUAUAUUCCCUUUCAACAUAUAUAUGUGUGCACAUACGUACAUAUAUAUAUAUAUAUGUAUAUGCAGUCACCUAAGGUAACCUGUGUUCUUUACAAUUUAUCACAUAUGGUCAAGGGAAAAUGGCAUUUUCCUGACCAGCAACCUACUCAGCCAGUUGGAAAUACCUGGAGGGAAAGCAGAGUUUUGGUAUCUCAUAAGAAAACCCCUGGUUUCACUAGUGCUUUUAAUAGAAGCACUUUGUGUUCUGGGUCAGAUAUGUUACAUUUCUUCUGCAUUGCCUUGCACGGUUUGGCUGCUUUCCCUCUCCCUUCCUUUGGGCUGUUUUUAUGGGUACAAGCUGAGCUGUGCUGGUGGACAGAAGCACCACUCCUCAGCUAUAAGGAUUUGUCCCAGCUCCUCAGUGGGUGUAAGGAGCAGCACUCCACUAGCCAGAUGUUUGAAGAUGAAGAAUGUGAAUAAUAAUAAUAGUUAAACAAAGGCAGGGCAUCUUCACUGGGCAAUGUUUGAAUUUUCCAUGAUUUCUGUGAUUAAUUCUGGAUGUUCCCCAUUCAGGUCGAGCUGCUGUAGGUGUUGAAGAAGUUGGCUUGUUGGUGGAAGGAAGGGGCUUGCAAAGAGCAAAAAGGUUUGGCUUUUGGAGGUUGUAUCAAACCAUCCCAUGGUUUUUGAAGUAAACUAGUUGGGAUUGUGGCUUGAGGCUCCAGGUUGGUCUGUGCCCAUCAGUCUCCAUAUUGCCACACGAGAUCCCCUCUGUUUCUGCUAAUUGUAGGGAAUGCUGUGCCAAGACCAUGAGGAGUUGGGAUAGUGAAACCAAUGGGAAGAUAUUGCGGUGCCAAAUGAGGUGUUAAGAAGUUGAUCACUCGAAGUGUGGCUCCUUCAGGCUGCUGGUUUCUGCUGAGGACAUCAGGUAGUUAUGGAGAGGAGAAGUGGCAAAUCUGGGGGAAUGAAGGGAAGAGUUAUGAAAUCCUUUCUCCAAAACAAAAGCCAGUACCUGCAUCUUUUUUUGUGUGUGCAUGUUUUGGUUGUUGCUCAUGUAUCAGCCACCCAUUCCUUUCUGUCAGCACAUGUUUUGGAGAAGCUUUUUGGACUGCAGCAUUGCAAUAAAGGUGUGAGCUGCUGUUUGUAUCCAGACAGUGGUGACGAGGUCGUCAGUCCCUGGUGGUCUCAUUCAUCAAUGUGUUACAUAACAAAUCCAAUGGAGCAGCAGAAAGAAAACGUGGGAAUAAUGCAUAGAUUCAUAUAUACAUGUAUGUGUAUAUGCGUAUGUAUAUCCCACAGUCAGUUUCUACAUCAGAACUGUAGAAGCCCACUGGGGAAAGGAGGAAAAGGGAUGAGCAGUGUCUUUCAGAAUGAAGGGUUUAGGCAAUUAAGUCAUAACUGAUGCACAAUUACCUCAGACAGAUUCAUCUCCCGAAGCUGUUUUGUAACUUUCUGUGUGUAUAGGGCUAACCUGGACUAGGCUGUAUCAGAGUACUACUGCUGGACUAAAAUCCCUCCCUUGUGCUUACGUUCCCGCUUUUGGUUCUGAUGCGCAUCCUCAUGCUCUGAGAUGUCCUCUCCCAUUUCUCCAGCCCUUUUGGGGAGGAGAACUGCCAACCCAAACUGAGAAAACUCUUGUGCUGAAGUCUCUGUUCUGAACUGCAGGCCUGAAGGGGUGAUGAGUUGUUAAUGUUAAGAAAAAGAUGUGAUUUUCCCCCAGAAAGAGCUGGGUGAUCCGGUCUCAAGAGGAGUGUAGCCACAGAGGUGUCAAAAAGGCAAAAGAUGAGCAAAAAUGAUCCAACAUUGACGGCGGGCAGAAACAAAAAACAUAAAUAGAGGAACAGGGCAUAUUUAUAUAAAUCAAACCCAGCAGCGCCUGUUGGAUGUGGCUCAGCUCUGCAUCUUAUCUCCAUACUGAUGAGGGAAAGAGAGAACUCUCAUACAUAUCUCAACUGCAAACAGUUUCAUCCCAGCUCAAAGGUAGAAGUGAGGCGAAGGUGGGAGCGCUGCCUGUGGUUCAUCACCAGGCCAGUAUCCCAAGGGAAGGAUUGGUGGGGUGAAUCAGCUUGGAGGUGACAGGGGCGAAAGAGCAACGUUAUUUUGUGGGAGAAUCUGUAAAUAAAUGGGAUAUAACACACCAAUUUUGCACUUGUACAUAAACUAUACAGUAACGUGCAGAACGUGGGAAGGUUUAAAGUGUAUAUAAACCAGAAAAAAAAAAGAAAAAUAUUGAAUGUAUUUUUGAUGCAUUUUAAAUGACGUAUGAGUUUCGUCUUAAUAACUUCUUCGUAUGAUGAGUAUUAGAUGACUUUCCAGAGCUUUAAAGAAACAGCAGAUUAUAUUCCUGAUAUCUUGUGGUAUAAGGCAGGGAGGUAGAAUUUGGCUUAUAUGUAUUCAAAUACUUUUCACUUAAGUGUACAACAGAAGUUAAAUAAAGCUCUUCUGUUUGAAAGGGAAAAAGAAAUCUUGAAGAUAGGUAAUAAAUGUACUUAACGUAGUCAUUACGUGGAGGAUUAAGUCAGCAGUUUAAGCCUCUACUGCUAAGAUUGUGCCAGUGGUUUCCAUUCAAAAUCACUAUUUUCCAACAUUUGUAACUGGCUGAGAUUCAGCAUUCAAGGUCUCAACCCAUUCUAUUGUUUUGAGAGUAGCCAUUAAAAAGAACAAAGAAAAACUGCAGCCCUCUUUUUGUAGGAAGCAGCAGUGCCACUGGAUCUCCUAAGAAGGCAUUUGGCCUUUUAGGUUGCCCAUUGUGCAGCCUAGAAGUUGCUCUGGGCCGUUGCAACGUUUAGCGAUAGGAGACCCUGCCACAAUAUGGGUCAAUGUGUUGGGUACAAGAAAAUGUGUGGGGCUCAGCUUUUGCAUUGUCACCAUUCUCACGGGGCUUAAGAUAUGCUGUGUGGAAAUAUAUGCCAAAAAAUAACCUCUAUGUGAUGGGGUAAUGCCUGUGGUCAGCAUGAAGCCAAGGUGUGUAGUGUACUGAAAUGCGCAAAGCCAUUCUUGGGUUCAGGUUUCCUUUGGGAUACUGUGAGCACUGAAUGUUGUCCUGAAACAUCAUGUUCUCUGUGCAUAAAUGUUUUCCAAAACGCAUCUUCUCUGGGUUCACGGUAUGGUUUUAGAAGGCAGCUCGAUGAGAGGUUGUUGAGGUUUGAUGCGAUCCACGUUCACCCAAGAGGCCAAAAUAUGGCGUUGACGCCAAGUGCCACAGCACGGAGCCCUGUCCCAAAGUCAGCUUUUGCUGCUUUUGCUUUUAUGCAAGACCCGAGGUUGGGGGCAGAGCCUCAGCCCUUCAACAUGAGUCUUGGCAACCCUUUCUAUCCCCACAAAUAUGGCUUUGUCGGCACUGAGCUUGCAAGAAAGUACAGAUUUGCUCCUUACGCGCCAGGAGCGAGGCUUAACUCCAUCCAUCCAACUUACAGUAAGCUUGUUGGCAUCUCUUCUAUUCCUGCUCCCUCUUGAUCUCCAUUUGGGAAUGCUGUGGAGACAGGGUUGGGAGUGGGGCCAUGGGAAGGGGAGGAAGAGAUGAGCACCCCCCAUUUUCAGCCAUGCUGUUGGAAUUUCUGUCACCUCCACAAUUUUUCUGUCUCUGACUGCUUGAAUGAGGCGAGUUUCCCAUGCUGGGAAUACAACAUUGCUGUGGAUGUGCUGGGUUUGUGUCUUUCUGCUUCUGCAUCAGGUUUUGUUCCGUUCGUAACCUUCUAACACUACACGUGGACAAUGUUGGGCGUCUUCCAGGUACUGUAGUUCUAUAGGCAUUUCCUCUCAUUGACUCCACGAACCUCACCAGAAGACAGAAGGGUAGAAGCUGUGGAGGGGUGUAACGUAACGUCGGUCCAUUUUUAAAGCAGAAAAGAAAGCAAAAAGAACACGAAUAGAGGUUUUAUAUUACUCUGAGAUUUGUGCACAAUAAGUGUUCUUUACACUAGGGUCCUUGAAUUAACUCUAUUCUGGAUUAUUAUUAUUUUUUUGUUCUGUAAUUAUUUACGAUUCUUAUCUGUGUUCAGACUUGAGCUUAGUUUGUUAAUAUGUAUAAUUUAGCAUUUAUUGCAUUCAUAUGUAAAUAUGAGCAAGUAUUGUAAACUAUUUCAUUGCUGGGGACUGUGGGUGUUAUACAUACACACAUUUAGGACUGCAGUUUUUGGUAUAAUUUUUUGUAUUGUAAAAUAACAGCUAAUUUAAAGCAGGAUCGAGGAAAUUAUUGGGAGGUCUCUGUGCAUUUUAAAUACAAAUGUGAAGUACCUGUACAUAAAUAAAAGUAAAUAAUGCAAAUCUUUCCUCUGAAAUAAAAGGUAGACGAUCUGGUUAAAAACUC